Molecule: messenger RNA, 2156 nt
Organism: Fusarium redolens
Lineage: Eukaryota; Fungi; Ascomycota; Sordariomycetes; Hypocreales; Nectriaceae
Product: nucleoside phosphatase family-domain-containing protein
Exons: 3
Coding region: 261-1898 (545 amino acids)
Biological process (GO): protein N-linked glycosylation; nucleoside diphosphate catabolic process
Cellular component (GO): membrane; Golgi apparatus
Molecular function (GO): UDP phosphatase activity; GDP phosphatase activity
Source: RefSeq, a predicted model, not a curated record
GGUCUGCAACUGAAAGAGAGAGCCAGCUUGUCAACAGCCAACAACCAAAAUCUCAUCUCAUCCCUUUUAAUUUAUUCUUUUUUUUUUUUUCCCCCGCCACGCUCCAAUCCCGUUCUUCCUCCCAAUCCAACCCUCGUUUCGAAGUGUACCGCUCCCUCCCUCCCUAGAAUUAUCCGAUGGUCGACCGAGUCCAGUCCCUUCUUUAAACAGACAGCCCCGACACCACAAUCUUAUCUCCCCUUCUCGUGAGACCCGCGCUCAUGAGAACACCCACAUCGCCGCCCUCAUCAAAGUUCCCUGUCUUCGACCCUCACGAGAAACCAGACCGAUACAAGUUCAAGCCCAAGAGACAAGGCAUUAUUGGCAGGAUGAAGGAGUCUUGGAUGACACAGUCCCAGCGGACGAGGUGGAUUAAGACUGCCGCCAUCGUUUUUGCGAUUGUUACCCUCUUCUACUUUAUCUCCCCUAAGGGUGUUGAAGUGUAUCACGAAGUCACUCAUCCUGCGCAGGGCAACAAUGGUCAGUCUCCCUCAGAUUCUUCCUACGGUACCGAACGAUGCACAAAGUCGUACUCCAAGGACAAGCCCAUUGUCCAGUACGUUCUCAUGAUCGACGCCGGCAGCACUGGUUCACGAAUCCACGUCUACAAGUUCAACAACUGUGGUGCUACCCCCGAACUCGAGCAUGAGGAGUUCAAGAUGACCGAGAAGGAUGUCGGUGGCCUCAGCAAGUAUAACGGCGACCCUGUGGCCGCUGCCAAGAGUCUUGAUCCCCUCAUGAAGGUCGCUAUGGAUACCGUUCCCAACGCCCUCAAAGGCUGCACUCCUGUUGCCGUCAAGGCCACCGCUGGUCUUCGAAUGAUUGGCAAGGAAGCCUCCGAUGCUAUUCUUGCUGAAGUCCGACGACACCUCGAGCAGGAUUACCCCUUCCCCGUUGUUGACAAGGAGAACGAGGGUGUCGUUAUCAUGGACGGUUCUCUCGAGGGUGUUUAUGCUUGGAUUACCACCAACUACCUUCUCGGCAAGAUUGGCGGUCCCGAUAAGAGCGAGACGGCCGCUGUUUUCGAUCUUGGUGGUGGUUCUACUCAGAUCGUUUUCGAGCCUACCUUCAAGGGCGCCGCUAACGGUGGAAUGCCUGAGAAGCUUGCUGAGGGUGACCACAAGUACGAUCUCGACUUCGGUGGUCGUCACUUCGAGCUCUACCAGCACUCUCACUUGGGCUAUGGUCUUAUGGCUGCCCGCAAGGCCAUCCAUGGCGCUCUUAUCAAGGAUAUCGAGUCCAAGAACACCGACAAGGCCUGGGUAAAGCAACCUAUUGUUAACCCUUGCAUCGCCCCCGGCAUGAACAAGACUGUUGAGGUCACUCUUGCUGGUAGUGAGGAGCCUGUUGAAGUUACCUUCGUUGGUCCCUCGCAACCUGCUCCCGCUCAGUGCCGAAACCUUGCUGAGAAGAUUCUCAACAAGGAUGAGGAGUGCAAGCUCGCUCCUUGCUCUUUCAACGGUAUUCACCAGCCUCUGCUGUCCAAGACCUUCACCAAGGAGGAUGUCUACAUCUUCUCCUACUUCUUCGACCGCACUAAGCCCCUCGGUAUGCCCGACUCCUUCACUCUUCGUGAGAUGCACGAUCUUACCCAGACCGUCUGCAUGGGCAAGUCUGGUUGGGAUGUUUUCACCACCAUCCCUGAUGCUAUGGCUGAGUUGGAUGACCGACCUGAGUGGUGCCUGGAUCUCAACUUCAUGAUGGCUCUCCUCCACAGUGGUUACGAAAUGCCCAUUGAUCGUGAGGUCAAGAUUGCCAAGAAGAUCAAGGGCAACGAGCUCGGCUGGUGCCUCGGCGCUAGUUUGCCUCUUCUUGCUGGUGGUUCCGGCUGGUCUUGCAAGAUCAACCAGAUUGCUUAAGUUAUACCAUAGGAUAUUAGGCGUUGAAAGGAGAUGUAUGCUGGCUUUUGCUUUUACUACUAGACCGAUUCUUUUGGAACGGCAACGACAUUUGGGAUAUGGCAAAAUCACGCGAUGGACCAUCGGCAUCAUGAACAAAAGAUGGACGAGAUUGUAAGCCGUGACUGGCUUCAUGGGGGGAACUGGAGUCCUCGACUUGUCAUGACGUGUAGAUUAUUAUAGAAUUAAUUAAUACAAGGUACCCGCCUUAGACCGGCG